This is a messenger RNA of Leptosia nina, 765 nucleotides long. NCBI's taxonomy places the organism in Eukaryota, Metazoa, Arthropoda, Insecta, Lepidoptera, Pieridae. The record is from the annotation of a GenBank genome assembly.
AUGGUGCACCGCGGGGUUGUUGUCCUGUGUUUCAGUGCUAUCCUGGCUGUGACUUCAGCAGACACCUUCGGAGCAGGAUUCAAGCUCCUCGGAAGGAUGUACGACAAUUGCGAGAAGUCCCAGGAGAUCAUCAAGUGCUUCAAGGUCCAAGCUACCAAGUUCAUGGAUCGCGCAGCGCGUAUGGAAAAGCUCCCGAUCUUUGAUGGCGUGUCUUUGGUACAGAGGUCGGAACAGGGAAGAGCGUUCCCUUCACUACCGGAUGUCGAUUUGAACUCGUUAGGAUCCGAUGAAGUCGAUAAGCUACUCCAAAUUUCCACAUCAAAGCUGUUACAGAGUCAUCGAGUGGUUAUCGCGCCUAAUGUCGCAGGAGUAGAUGUCGGGCGAUCGUUCGAAGAAGCAAGAGGUAAGCUGAAGAAGAUGAUGGGUCCCAUAUUGGCUGGUAUAGCGAUAAAGGGCGGAUUCUUGGCUAUGGCGUUCCAAGCUAUUGCUAUCAUCGCUGGUAAAGCGUUGUUGAUUGGAAAGAUCGCGCUACUUCUGUCAGCUAUCAUUGGUUUGAAGAAGCUCGUAACUGGUGGUGAAUCACUCGAGAAAACCACGUAUGAAAUUGUCAAGCAUCCGCAAGUGUCGCAGACGCAUACCUACUCCGCGUCCCAUUACGGAAAUGACUUCGAUUCAACAGGACCAGGCGGUCAUUACAGACGAAGCGUGGAGGACGAAGCCGCUGCCCAGGAUAGGGCCUAUAGAGCGUACGCAAAGCAACAGUGA